CUGGCCCCUCCCAUGUUUUAGGUGUCGACCAACAUUUCCAUUCUUCGUGACCUUUCGCCUUUUCACUUCGAUCACGUUCUAGACAUUUAGAUGCGCAGGAUCUUUGCCGAAUAUGUCGAUUGUCAUUGACAAAAUCCUCGCGGCUGCGCCCAAUACGGAGCGCGGCAGGCCAACUCAACUAUCCACAGAUCCCAAAGGAGAGCGCAUAGCUUACGCUUCUGGCAAAUCUAUCUUUCUUAGGUCCCUCGACAAUCCUUCACUCAGCAAGCAAUACACCACUCAUACAACUCAGACGACUGUUGCGCGCUUCUCUCCCUCGGGCUUCUACGUCGCAUCCGGGGACGUUUCUGGCGCAGUAAAGGUUUGGGAUGCGGUUGAGGGAGUAAACACAAAAGGCGAAUACCACAUAAUCUCUGGGAGAAUAAAUGACAUUGCCUGGGACGGGGACUCUCAACGUAUUAUCGCUGUUGGCGACGGACGAGAGCGCUUUGGACAUUGCAUAACAGCAGAUAGUGGGAACAGCGUAGGAGAAAUCAGUGGUCACUCUUCGAUCAUCAAUUCAGUGUCGAUUCGCCAGCAGCGACCUCUACGGGCAGCUACCGGCGCGGAUGACAGCAGCUUGGUCUUCUUGCACGGUGCACCAUUCAAAUUUUCUACAAAACUUGGUGGAUUACACAAGGGCUAUGUGUAUGGUGUUGGCUUCUCGCCUGAUGGAAACCAGCUGGUCAGUGUUGGUGCAGAUCGCAGGAUCCAGCUAUAUGAUAGCAAGACAGGGGAGCCGACCCAUCAAAUUGGAGAAGGCGAGCACAAAGGGAGUAUCUUUGGAGUGUCUUGGGCAAAAGACUCGAAACGUUUUGUCACAGCAAGUGCUGAUCAGACUGUCAAGCUUUGGGACGUGGAGGCAGGGAGGGCUGUUCAGACUUGGCGAUUUGGAGAAGGAACCGUCAGUAUUCCAGAUCACCAAGUUGGUGUUGUUUGGCCUGCUGGGAGAAGUGACGGAAUGGUAGUGAGCUUGAAUCUUGCUGGCGACCUUAAUUACCUUACCGAAGGAAGUCAGAAGCCCGCAAAAAUUGUCCAAGGCCACAACAAAAGCAUUACUGCUCUUGGAUCAAGUGGACUGGGCAACUCGCAGACCUUUUGGACUGGUAGCUUCGAUGGUAGAGUUUGCUCCUGGGAUGUCAGUUCCGGCGUUGGUUUUACCAUUGAAGGAGAGCCGCACUCCAAUCGAGUCACGGCUUUCCAGACCACGCCCGACCGAGCAUACAGUGUGGGUUGGGAUGAUACACUCCGAGUGGCGGAUGCCUCUGGUAAGACAUUCUUGGGAGAAACCUCGAAGUUAUCUGCCCAGCCGAAAGGAUUGGCUUCCGCCGAGGGCCGAAUUUUCGCAGCUACUGUGUCGGGAAUUGACAUCUUCACCAAGGAUAAGCAUGUUGGUACUCUCCCAAUCAAGGAUUUCACACCAACCUCUAUUGCUGCGUCUGGUUCGCUGGUUGUCGUUGGAGAUGAUGCGCAUACCGUACAUGUUUAUACAGUGGAUUCAAGCCACAAGCUAUCCCCACAGGAGAAACUCGACAAGUCCACAACCCAGAUCACAGCAUUAGCUUUCUCGCCAAAUGGAUCACUUCUCGCUGUGGGCAACUCUUCUGGGAAGAUCGUCGUGUACGAUACCAAUUCUUGGGACGUCAAGACAGAUCGCUGGUCUGCUCAUACUGCAAGAGUCACAUGUAUUGCGUGGAAUGCGGAAGGAACACACGCUGUAAGUGGCGGACUUGAUACAAAUAUCUUCGUUUGGAGUAUGGAGGCGCCGGGCAAGAGAGUGAAGGCUCCCAAUGCUCACAAAGACGGUGUGAAUGGUGUUUCUUGGAUCGAUGGCGUGAAGAAAGUUGCUAGCACUGGCGGCGAUGCUUCUUUGAAAAUCUGGGGUGUUUCGGGCCUUGAAUAGAUCGAAAAGUGGGUGUGCCAGCGGAAGCUAUGAAAUGGUUUCAAUAUACAAGAUUACCUGAUUAGUAAUGCCGUUUGAAACACCCUCGAGCAGGGCAGGAGAAGCGGGAAUGAACUUCCCAACAGCCGAAAUCAAGUUAGACAGUUUCAGAUUCUUUUCAACAAACGCCUCUCGAGUUACAGGACUAGAUAGAAAGUUCUCCUGGUCUCUGUCUGGGUAUUUCGAGAAUACUAAGUUCCCACUACCUUUAAAUGCAGCUAAAUGUACACCUUUG
Molecule: messenger RNA, 2216 nt
Organism: Hyaloscypha bicolor E
Lineage: Eukaryota; Fungi; Ascomycota; Leotiomycetes; Helotiales; Hyaloscyphaceae
Product: WD40 repeat-like protein
Exons: 4
Coding region: 113-1942 (609 amino acids)
Biological process (GO): actin filament depolymerization; positive regulation of actin filament depolymerization
Cellular component (GO): cortical actin cytoskeleton
Molecular function (GO): actin filament binding
Source: RefSeq, a predicted model, not a curated record